Molecule: messenger RNA, 5729 nt
Organism: Thamnophis elegans (Western terrestrial garter snake)
Lineage: Eukaryota; Metazoa; Chordata; Lepidosauria; Squamata; Natricidae
Gene: EHMT1
Product: euchromatic histone lysine methyltransferase 1
Exons: 28
Coding region: 244-4314 (1356 amino acids)
Cellular component (GO): nucleus
Molecular function (GO): histone H3K9 methyltransferase activity; zinc ion binding; p53 binding
Source: RefSeq, a predicted model, not a curated record
GGGGGGAGGAGAUGGAGGCCCUGUAGGAUCGCUGGAAGCAUGUUGAGGCUGGGGAAAGAGAUUGGGUGGCCACUGCAUUGAAAUUGCUUCUGGUUUGGUUUUCCGUGCGUGGAGUGGGACGGACUCCCAUGAGCCUUGAGUUGAGCUCUUCAUGGUUCUGGUUUGGUGUGCAUAAUCUUCAUCUUUGGGCUGGAUCCAGAAAGGAGAGAAGGUUUCCUGGGAGUUGAAAGCAAGCAAGCUCUGAUGAGUAAAGGAGAGACCAGGCGAGAGAGCUGCAUGAAGACGGAGCUGUUGAAGGACAUCACCAAUAAUAAGGAAGAAGGAUUUAAUGCUAUGGCCGCCGGCGAUGGCGCCAUAGACAAGCAAGUUGGGGAACUCAAGAUGGCUCCCGACGGCGAGACCAACGGCUCCUUGGAGUGCAACGAAUUCAAGAGCCACCCUGGCGUAGCCAAGAACACUCAGGACAAUGCAAAAUUGAGCCAAGGGGACUCGGUGGCCAAGCUGAGCCGGAUAGCAGAAAAUGGAUUUUCCGAACGAGACGGGGAUUCUGGGAAGCCAAACCACCUCAAAGCAGCGAACGACUUCACCCAGACCACGGUGACAGGCAGCAACGGGUACAUUUUGCCCAAGCAGAUGGCUCAGGACCUGCCCGUCAGGACUUCGAACAGUGGUUUUCCUGCUCUGCCAGGCCACGCCGCAAAGACGCUUCCCGCUGGAGGGAGCAAGGGGAGGACUUUGAGCCCCUUUAUGCAAGCACAGGGCGCUCUCCCAGCUAAGUUUGGAGACGGGGGCGGCAAGGACCCGGAAGCUAAAAAAACAGGCGGGAUCAAGGUGCAUCGAGCCCGGAAGACGAUGCCCAAGUCUCCAUCUCACCUGCACACCAACAAAGACCCCAAAGAAACAAGAACGCCUAAGGAAGACGGCAGCAAAGCCGUUCUGGAAUUCGGAAAGCCCUCCUCGCUCUCCUCCAUCCCCGGCCUUCACUCAUCUCUACCUCAGAAUCAGAGCUACGCGGCCGCCACAAAAUCCCAGACAGCUACUUCAGUAUCCCGAAAGAAGAAACGAAGGAUGGGAACGUACAGCCUGGUUCCCAAGAAGAAGACCAAAGUUUUAAAGCAGAGGACGGUGAUUGAGAUGUUCAACAGCAUCGCUCAUUCCCCAGACAGCAAGGUGGAGAAGGACGACGGCAGCCCACACGUGAAUGGGGAACGAUUAGAGGUUGAUUCCGAAGACGACGAGUCGGAUGAACUGGAGGAAGAAGAUGAACGCGGGGCCGAUCAGACCGCCACUUUUCCCGUGGAGGAGAACAGGACUGCUAACGAGAGAGAGGCGGUGGACCUUAGCAAUACCAGAAAGAUGGUGGACGGAGAGUCGGAGGAGGAACAAGAUUCUGCAGACUCUGUCGAAGAAGAGGAAGACGGCGACGAAUCGGACUUGGCCUCGGUAGAGGUCUGCUCUUGGUUGCCAGGUGCCAAGACCAAGGCGCGGUCCAGACAGGCAUGGCCAGAGCUGGAAGAAGCAGGAGAGAAGCAGGCACCUAGCCCAGACAGACCCUGCCCAGGGCCGAGUACUGCAGGAAGCAAGAGCUCCGAAUCCAGCCUCAAGAAGAAAAUGAUGAAGCGGAAAGGGAAAACGGAGAGCCCUUGGUUGAAACCUACACGGAAACGAAGGCGGAGAAAUAAAAAGAAAAAACCCAACUUGAUAGGCCCCGAGUCUUACAAGCCACCCCCCCAGGGGAGCGAAGAGGGGGCUGGGCAAGAGGACAGCAUGGAGUACCUGGAGGUGCCUUUGCAUUCCUUGGAUCUGCGGGUGAAGGGAGAUCUGCCUUCGCAACCAGAAGGUCUUUCUAAUGGUUCUGGAGCAAUGGAAACAGACAGUCUUCAAGAAGUGCCUCUCUGCAGCUGCCGGAUGGAAACCCCGAAAAGCCGAGAGAUCACCACGCUAGCCAACAACCAGUGCAUGGCCACGGAGAGUGUGGAUAAGGAGCUGAGCCGGUGCACCAACCGCGUGUUGAAAUACGAGCUGAUGCGCGCGUCGAACAAAGUCCAGCUCUUGGUGCUGUGCGAGGACCACCGAGGGAGGAUGGUGAAGCAUCAGUGCUGUCCAGGCUGCGGCUUCUUUUGCGUGGCGGGCACUUUCAUGGAAUGCCAGCCGGAAAGCGGCGUCUCCCACCGGUUCCACCAGGAGUGCACUUCCCACGUCAAAGGCAUGAGCUACUGUCCCCACUGUGGGGAGGAGGCCCCCAAGGCGAAAGAGGUGACGGUGGCCAAGGCGGACACCACUUCCACGCUGCUUCUGCCCUCGGAGAAGGAGAAAGCGGGCGCUUCGGAAGGGAAGGCUGACACCACCACUGGAAGUUUCAGCGGGCCUGCCCCGCAGCAACCCGAAGAAGGGAGAACCGAGAAUGUGUCCACCGAGGUGUUUGAUUUGGCCGGGAUAUCGCUGUUUCCUAAGCCACCUCCGGCCGGUUUAUCCCAAGGGCCUGUCAAAGAAACCUUGGAGAGCGCCUUGAUCGCCCUGGAUUCAGAAAAGCCCAAGAAGUUACGAUUUCACUCCAAGCAGCUGUACUUCUCAGCCAGGCAAGGGGAGCUACAGAAGGUCCUCCUUAUGUUGGUGGACGGGAUCGAUCCCAACUUCAAGAUGGAGCACCAGAGUAAAAGGACGCCUCUUCAUGCAGCCGCCGAAUCGGGACACGUGGAGAUUUGUCACAUGCUACUUCAGGCUGGCGCUAACAUAGACACCUGUUCUCAGGACCAGAGGACUCCGCUUAUGGAAGCAGCAGAGAAUAACCAUCUGGAAACUGUGAAAUACCUCAUUAAGGCUGGAGCAUUGGUAGACCCCAAGGAUGCUGAAGGAUCCACCUGUUUGCACCUGGCAGCAAAGAAGGGUCAUUACGACGUGGUGCAGUACCUCCUGUCUAAUGAACAAACAGAUGUCAACUGCCAAGAUGAUGGAGGCUGGACGCCGAUGAUAUGGGCUACGGAGUACAAGCAUGUGGAUCUGGUGAAGCUUCUCUUGGCCAAAGGCUCCGACAUCAACAUCCGAGAUAACGAGCAGAAUAUCUGUUUACACUGGGCUGCUUUCUCCGGCUGCGUCGAUAUCGCCGAGAUUCUCCUGGCUGCUAAGUGCGACUUGCACGCGGUGAACAUUCACGGGGAUUCUCCGUUGCACAUCGCGGCCCGGGAGAACCGCUACGAAUGUGUUGUACUGUUCCUCUCCCGCGGCUCCGAUGUGGCCCUAAAAAACAAGGAGGGCGAGACUCCGCUGCAGUGUUCGAGCCUCAACUCUCAAGUCUGGGUCACUUUGCAGAUGAACAAGACCCUGAAAGAAUCGGCUCCAGAGAAACCCGCCCAGGUGGAGAAGAUACUAAGCAGAGACAUCGCCCGGGGUUACGAGCGGAUCCCGAUUCCCUGCAUCAAUUCUGUCGAUGGCGAGCCCUGCCCUGUCAACUACAAGUACAUUUCCCAAAACUGUGUGACUUCGCCUAUGAACGUGGACAGGAACAUCACUCAUUUGCAGUACUGCGUGUGCAUAGACGACUGUUCUUCCAGCAAGUGCAUGUGUGGACAGCUGAGUAUGCGCUGCUGGUAUGACCGGGAUGGACGGCUGCUGCCAGAAUUCAACACGGCCGAACCUCCGCUAAUUUUCGAGUGUAACCAUGCCUGUUCCUGUUGGAGAAACUGCCGGAAUCGGGUGGUGCAAAACGGACUCCGGACAAGGUUGCAGCUUUUCCGGACGAGGAAGAUGGGUUGGGGCGUUCGGACAAUGCAAGACAUUCCACUGGGGACCUUUGUCUGCGAAUACGUCGGAGAGCUGAUAUCUGACUCGGAGGCAAACGUUCGUGAGGAAGAUUGCUAUCUUUUCGACCUUGGCAACAAGGACCGGGACGUCUACUGCAUCGAUGCUCGCUUCUACGGCAACGUCAGCCGCUUCAUCAACCACUUCUGCGAGCCCAACCUCAUCGCUGUGCGAGUCUUCAUGUCCCACCAGGAUCUGCGCUUCCCCAGAAUCGCCUUCUUCAGCAGCAGACACAUAGAGGCCGGGGAAGAAAUUGGGUUUGACUACGGCGAGAGAUUCUGGAACAUUAAAGCCAAAUACUUCAGCUGUCUCUGCGACUCGCCCAAAUGCAGGCACUCGAGCGCCAUCCUGGCUCAGCGGCAGGCCAGUGCGGCAGCGGCAGCGGCCACCGCUGCUGCCACCGCCACCACCACCACCACUGCCGCCGCUUCCUCGCAGGAGCCCCCUGAAAACAGACUCCCGGACACCAGUUCGGCCGCCUUGGUGUCCCCCCCUGCUUUGGGAGGCCUACCCUGAAGGGACCGAGCCCCCCUCCCAAGCCAGGCCGUGACUUCGGAAGACGAUGCUUUGCGUCGGUUUCAUUCUGCCCUUUUCCCGGCGAGCCCGCGUCCGCCGUAACAGUUUCCCCUUUUGGGGGUGUGGAUGGUGGCGGCGUGGCAACCUUAACCCGCCUCCUUCUUUCCUUCCUUCCUGCCCUCCCCUCCUUCCCUUCCCUCUCGCGACGUGGCAGGCGGAAGGCAUCCUUGCUGCGGCACACACCGGGGUGGCAGAAGGGCGAUUUUUUUUUCUCUCCCUCUUUCUCUCUCCCUCUUUCUCUCUUUUCCCUCCCCCUCUUUUAAUGUGAUAAGUGUUCUCCAAGCUCCCUCCCCUCCUCGUUGGAAACAAGGAACGUUGAAAUGGCUCGCGAACCCCGUCGGUGAGCGGGGGACAAACUCUGCAGAGAGUCUCGGAGAGUUCCGCCGGCUUUGGCACACAUCCGGGAAAGUUUUUUUUUUCCUUCUUUUGCUUGUUGUUGAAUCUUCCCUCCCACCCACUCAUUUGCUGGCUACCUGGGCUGUGGAACAGGAGCCCAACCAGUGACCGAGUCCGAUAAAUUCUUGGUUCGUCGCUCCCUCCCCAUCCUGACUCACCCCAGGUCAAGGGAAGCGACCCUCUGGAAUUUCUCCGUUAUACCCCAGUCCUCAGCUAGAGCUGCUCCUUACUUUAUCCCUGCAGCGAUGUUAUUAUUAUUCCUUUUUUUAACGUUUAAUUAUUAUUUUUUCCUUCCCCCACUGCCUCUUUUCUCUCGUGUACAGGAAUCCCGUUUUUCACUGACACUAACUCCAAAUCAAAAGAGGAAACUUUGGCAGAGGGAGGUUGUCGGGAGUGGGGUGCAGCAUCCUUAAGGGGGGGAAAAUUUGAUAUUCUUAGAGACCCCUUUUGGGGGCCGGAGGGGGGGAGCGUUUCUUAAAUCGAUUUUGCAAGCUUCAGGAGAUUAUUAUUUUUUUUUUGUGCCAUUCCUGUUUUCCUCUUCGAAAGCUGCCCGUUUCUUACGACCGAAGUUGGAUCCGACCGAGUUUAUUUUGUAAGGGGGAGGGGUGGACAGCGAGAGGACGAGGGUUGGGGUGUUGAACGGAGGAGUCCCCUUCCUUCUCCCCACUCUCCCAACCCCUGGCAUCCUCCUCCUCUUCCUCACCCACCCACCCACCCACCCACCCCCAAGCCACUUCACGGUGCUGAAUUCUCUCUUUUUGCAAUUUUUACUCACUACGUGAAUAUAAAUUUCAGUUGUAUAAUAAAAAGGACAAAAAAAAAAAAAAACCUCCAAAAAAAUUAGAAAAGACAAAAAACAAAGGACAAAACAAUUUUAGUAUGAAACGCAGGGACAGGAAAAAAAAAACACCCGACUCGACUCACCCGGAUUCCCUCCUUUUUUAAAAACACAAAAAAAU